Molecule: messenger RNA, 444 nt
Organism: Dissoconium aciculare CBS 342.82
Lineage: Eukaryota; Fungi; Ascomycota; Dothideomycetes; Mycosphaerellales; Dissoconiaceae
Exons: 1
Coding region: 1-444 (147 amino acids)
Source: RefSeq, a predicted model, not a curated record
AUGUUCAGAUACCUCAAAGAAUGCUCCGGCGUAGACAAUCGGCGCAAAAUAGUGGAUAUACUCAACCAAAAGUCGAGCUGGCUAGUAGCCAUGCGUACCGUCGUCACGCAUGCGCCGUCAAGCUAUGUCGCCCAUACAGAGCUACACGAUCUCUUAGGGAAUGCCACUGUACAGAUGGUUGAGGCUACAGAGAUCGACAGAAUCGACGCCAUGUACACGUUAGCAGAGGAAUACGAGCUGGGCAAUGGCGUAUAUCCUCUCCAAAAUCUCGUCCGCCCGUCCGCGAAUGAGUUGGAGGCAGAGUUGCAGAGUCUGAUAACAAAGAAAAAUAGAAUUCUUCCUGGCCAAAGCCUGAAAUCAAAGCUGCAGCCCGCGAUCAUCUUUCGCUUGUGUCCGUCGAGUUGUAAUCGUCCUGGCGGAAAACAUUAUCGACCACGACGCUGA